Messenger RNA from Nicotiana tabacum (common tobacco), 824 nucleotides. The record is from RefSeq and is a predicted model, not a curated record. Lineage: Eukaryota; Viridiplantae; Streptophyta; Magnoliopsida; Solanales; Solanaceae.
CCGAUAAUAUGUUGGCAGAUUCCAGCCGAUAUGGUGGUGAAUGCAAUGAUAGUAGCAAUGGUGGCUCAUGCUGAUCAAAGGGGAAGUGAAACCAUAUACCAAGUUGGAUCCUCAGUUUCAAACCCUUUGGAAAUCACUAAUCUUAAAGAAUAUGGAUUCAAUUACUUCAGAAAAUAUCCAUGGAUUAACAAAGUGGAUGGGAAACCUAUUAUUGUUGGCCAAGUUACAAUGUUGAGUACUAUGGAUAGUUUUCGCAAAUACAUGGCCUUUCAUUACUUGCUUCCUUUGAAGGGAUUGGAAAUAGUUAACACAGCAUGUUGCCAAUACUUCCAAGGAAAAUACUUGGAGCUUUACAGGAAAAUCAAAUUUGUAAUGCGGUUGAUAGACCUUUAUGGACCCUACUUAUUCUUCAAGUCAAUAUUCGACGAUUUAAAUACAGAAAAAUUACGUAUAGCAGCAAGGGAUAGUGGAGUUGAUGCCGACGUUUUCUACUUUGACCCCAAGACUAUCAACUGGGAAGAUUAUUUCAUGAAAAUUCAUCUUCCUGGAGUUGUAAGAUACGUGUUUAAGUAAUUAAUUAGUUAAUGCUGAAAUUUGAUCAGUAAUACAAAAUUAAGAUGAUUUAUACUGCUAGGGAGAUUUAAAGUUAUACCAUUUUAAAUUGUAUCAAAUUUUACUUUGUUGUUACGAAUUUCAUUCAGUGCACUAUCCAUUUCAAUUUGUUGUAUCAUUAUCCCUAUUUGUUCUAAAAGAAGAUGUUAUAGCAAACUGAAGAAAGCAUUUAUCUAUAAAAUAAUUGCGUUUCUUCUUACUUUUAUUUUUUA